AUGGACUUCAAACCUUCAGCUGGCUCUAGUCAACAACAAAAAAAUAACUCACAUCAUCCUUACGAAUUACUUAAUAACAUUCCUCUCAUCAAAGCACCUGGAACUUGGUUACCUAAACCAAUCGUCUUACCAGCCGAUUUACAUCCAAUGCCAGAUGACAUAACAGCCUAUUUUGUUUAUCCAUAUACACUAGAAAGUUCAUCAUUAAAUUAUUUAUCAAACUUAAAAACAAAUGCACAAAAUUUAAAAACCCAAUACCAAUCAGCAAAUGAUUAUUUAUCAAAAAGAGAACAACUUAAGUUGAUUGAAAAACAAGAAAUCCAACAUCAACUUCGGUUAAAUAAACUUCAAACUCUUCAUAGAUUGGCUCCUGGUUGGAAUGGUCAAAUGGAUUCCAUUGUUUCUUCUUCUUCUUCUUCGACUUCUCCUACUGCUAAUUCUAAUUCUAAUCAUCAGUCUAAUCAUCAGUCUAGUGAUUUGAUUUGA
Molecule: messenger RNA, 486 nt
Organism: Melampsora larici-populina 98AG31
Lineage: Eukaryota; Fungi; Basidiomycota; Pucciniomycetes; Pucciniales; Melampsoraceae
Exons: 3
Coding region: 1-486 (161 amino acids)
Source: RefSeq, a predicted model, not a curated record